Molecule: messenger RNA, 2518 nt
Organism: Striga asiatica
Lineage: Eukaryota; Viridiplantae; Streptophyta; Magnoliopsida; Lamiales; Orobanchaceae
Source: the annotation of a GenBank genome assembly
AGAAGAGUGGUCACGUCAUAAUUUGGUAGAGUAGAAAGUCUAUAUAAUUUGGGUGAGAAUUGAAGUUUACAAUUCACACUCACUUACAAGUUGCAAGUAGGAAGAGAGAAAGAGAGAUAAAAUAUGGGUUUGGAAGAAGAGAAAGGUAAUAAGAGUGAAGAAGAUGGAUACACACAAGAUGGAACAGUGAAUCUAAAGGGCCAUCCAAUUUUAAGGUCCAAAACCGGUGGAUGGACUGCCUGUUUCUUUGUUGUCGUGUAUGAAGUAUUUGAGCGGAUGGCGUACUAUGGGAUAUCCUCGAAUCUGUUUAUUUAUUUGACCAAAAAACUGCAUGAAGGCACAGUUGAGUCGGCCAAUAAUGUGACGAAUUGGGUAGGGACUGUUUGGAUGACUCCUGUUUUGGGAGCUUAUGUUGCCGAUGCCGUUUUGGGACGAUAUUGGACUUUCCUCCUUGCAUCAGCUAUCUAUCUUUCGGGAAUGUGUCUUCUAACUCUGUCCGUGUCAAUACACCCUCUAAAACCACCUUCAUGCUCGGACCCAAGUGGGGCCCACUGCGAGAAGCCCACCACACUCCAACUAGCCGUGUUCUUCGGCGCACUCUACACGUUGGCACUGGGCACGGGCGGCACAAAGCCCAACAUCUCAACUAUCGGCGCUGACCAGUUUGACGAGUUCGAGCCGAGCGAGAAAGCCCACAAGCUCUCCUUCUUCAACUGGUGGAUGUUCAGCAUCUUCUUCGGCACCCUCUUCGCAAACACGGUCCUCGUCUACAUACAAGACAACGUUGGCUGGACGCUCGGUUACGGCCUCCCGGCCAUCGGCCUCGCCAUUUCGAUCGCCAUAUUCUUGUCCGGCACCCCAUUCUACAGGCACAAGGUCCCCACGGGCAGCCCUUUCACCAAGAUGGCGAAAGUCAUCGUGGCCGCCCUCCGAAAAUCGAGCGCGCCCGUCCCCGACGACCCCAAAAACCUCCACGAGCUCGAUCCCGAGUUUUACGAGCAGAAAGGGAAAUACCGAAUCGAAUCCACGAACACGCUGAAGUUCCUCAACAAAGCGUGCGUGCGCACGGGCCCCACCGACCCGUGGACGCUCUGCCCCGUCACUCAAGUCGAGGAGACGAAGCAGAUGCUCCGCAUGAUCCCUGUUUUGAUCGUGACUUUCGUCCCGAGCACGAUGGUGGCCCAAAUCGGUACCCUGUUCGUGAAGCAGGGUACCACCCUCAGGCGCGACAUCGGCGGGGGGUUCAGUAUACCCCCCGCCAGCCUGUCGGCCUUCGUCACAAUAUCGAUGCUCGUGUGCGUAGUCCUAUACGAUCGCUACUUAGUGACGAUCUUUCGAAAAUGGACGAAAAACCCGAGAGGCAUCACAUUACUGCAGAGGAUGGGGAUCGGAAUGAGCUUCCACAUCGUCAUCAUGACGGUCGCGUCGUUAACCGAGAGGUUUCGACUCGGGGCCGCGAGGUCUAACGGGUUAGUCGAGAGCGGAGGUCAAGUGCCGCUCUCGAUUUUUAUUUUGUUGCCGCAGUUUGUGUUGAUGGGGGCGGCGGAUGCGUUUUUGGAAGUGGCGAAGAUCGAGUUCUUUUACGAUCAGGCGCCGGAGAGUAUGAAGAGUUUGGGGACGGCGUACUCUAUGGUUACGCUUGGGGCCGGGAAUUUUAUUAGUAGCUUUUUGCUUUCGACGGUGUCGAGGAUUACGAGAGGGGAGGGUGGUGGUGAUGAAGGGUGGAUAAGGAAUAAUCUUAAUGCGUCGCACUUGGAUUAUUACUACGCGUUCUUUGCGGUGCUCAACUUGUUGAAUUUUAUGCUGUUUUUGGUGGUGGUGAGGUUUUAUGUUUAUAAGGCGGAGGUUUCAGAUUCGAUGAGGGUUCUUAGGGAGGAGUUGGAAGCUUCUAGAGGAACAACGGCGGCCUAGCUGGUGAUUGUAGGGAACGUACGUGUGCCAGGGUGUAUGGUUAUUCUACUUGAAACAAUGGGACUGAUUUGCAUUUUUACGUCGUGUAAGAAAAGAAAAGAAAAGAAAAGAUAUGUUACAGAAUGUAAUCUGCAGAUAUAUAAAUACUCAUUAAUUCAGUUGACAAUGAAAAUUGAACACUUGGCAGCAAAUGCUUUCGGAGACUAUUAUUGAUCACAAACAGGUAACUGACUUAAGAGCCAAGAUGGAAGUAUAAGACCAAAUUGUAAUAUUAUCCUUUAUGAACAAGAUGUUGUCUUUUCAUGUAGCUUAUGCUAUAGUUUUGCAUUUCUCUUUCUAAACAUGAGAAAGUGUAGUUUGGGGAUUAGAAAUCAUUUCAUAUGAAUCUGUUUUUCUAAACAUGAGAAAGUGUAGCAGGUACUCCAGCGGCGGCCAGAUGCCAUUUCUGUACAGCUAAUUCUUCUGAGCCAAUUCUUCAUGCCUCAUGCGCUUGGGUAUUUGUUGUUGUGCCAUUGACAUUUUGAUCUUCUAGCAUAUGUACACAAAACAAAUGAUUAAGCAUGUCAACCAAAAAUCUAAGACUGCUAUGAGUAAAAGUCACAUCGCG